GCUACGCAGAGGAAGCACCUGGUGAAAGAUUUCAACCCGCACAUCACCUGCUACAUCUGCAAGGGCUACCUCAUCAAGCCCACCACGGUGACCGAGUGCCUCCAUACGUUUUGUAAGACGUGUAUUGUUCAGCACUUUGAAGACAGCAAUGACUGUCCCAGGUGUGGCAACCAAGUUCAUGAGACCAACCCACUAGAAAUGUUACGGCUGGAUAAUACCUUAGAGGAAAUUAUAUUUAAGUUGGUGCCCGGACUUCGAGAACAGGAACUGCAGCGAGAGAUCGAAUUUUGGAAAAAAAACAAGCCUCAAGAGAAUGGACAAGAUGAAAGUCCAAAAGCUGAUAAGCCCAAAGCGGAUGAGGAAGGUGAUGAAAAUGAAGAAGACAAAGACUAUCACCGGAGUGACCCGCAGAUUGCUAUCUGCCUUGACUGUCUGCGCAACAACGGGCAGUCAGGGGAUAAUGUAGUAAAAGGUUUAAUGAAGAAAUUCAUCCGCUGUUCUACCCGAGUGACCGUGGGAACUAUUAAAAAGUUUCUCAGCUUAAAAUUAAAACUUCCAAGUUCUUACGAGCUGGAUGUACUAUGCAAUGGAGAAAUCAUGGGGAAGGAUCAUACUAUGGAAUUCAUCUAUAUGACAAGAUGGAGACUAAGAGGCGAAAACUUUCGGUGUCAGAACUGCUCAUCUUCGCAAGUCUGCUCGCAGGAUGGCACUUUUUAUCAGUCUUACCCUAUGGUACUUCAGUAUCGACCUAGAAUUGACUUCGGUUAGACCAAAGGGCCAGAUCCCACUGAGAUGAAUCCUGCACUAUUUGUUUACCCAUCGACAGAUUGCACAAUGAAUGGAUGUGCCUGGAUUAGGGGGACACAACCAGAUUUUCAGCAUGCAAAUAAGAACAUUGUCUUUCUUAAAAUUGUCAGUUGCAUCUUCGUUGUUUCUAUUAGAGCAAGCCAAGUGCCAUUCUGCUACUGAAAUGUGCAUAAGAUAUUUGUGGCUCUUAAAAGUGUGCUGCAAGUCAUAGCCAAAAUCAUGAGGUGUACGGUCAAGAUUCAGAACUUACGGAAAAUUUUUGCCUGCGUAUUAGAAGUUUUUUUUCUGGUCCUAAUAUUGAUUACAUUAGCAAAAUGGCAGAGUGCUCAUUUCAUGUGGUGUUGCAGUUUUCACAUACUUACUAUUUUACUGAAUAUUGUUGUUUAAAUCAUAGAGUACUGUACAAAUAGCUAAGGAUUAUACCUUGAAAAUAUUUUGUAUAGAAAAUAUAUUUAGAAAAGUGGUAAUUGGGCCACUGUCUUUUUCUUGAUAAGCUUCUCAUGGGUCCAGGUAUAGCUCUCUCAUGAGUGUGCAACAGUCCUUUGCAGCAAACACAUCUCUUGCUAGGGGUGAUCUUUAUCAUGUGGUAAAUCCAAAAAGUCAUUUUCAAAAUAUCAUAGCCUUUCUGGUAGCACUUUUCUGUGAUUUCCGUGAAGACUGGAAUUUGAGAUACAGCUAAUAGAAAGUUUCUGGUCAGAUUACCUUUCUCCUAACAAAGACUUUGUAAAUUAAGUUAAAAUUAUUUAAAUUGCUAUAAAACAAAUUUCACUGUAAAAUCACAACCAGGGCAGAAUUUAUACAUAAUUACUGUUUCUCAUAAUAAGAAUAUCCUUUUAAGAUUGGGUGGAGAUAAAUUAUAUGUUAAGAAAAGGCAAAAUAUUACAAAACCUGUGACUUUAACUAGAUCAUAGAUCUCUUGCGACUGUCUGGAGUUUGGAGUCAACUGUGGGAUGUUUCAUUCACUGAAGUCACAUCAUAAAGCCUGCGCCAUAAAAUUAGAGGUAAUGCAAUACUGAAGAUGAGCAGUCUCACCAAAAUAAUAGUUCAGGUUGUUGUUUUUCCAAAGAUCUGGUAAUGCUGGAUGAACCAGGGGAUUGUUGCCUUAGGUACUGCGAGCACGAGGGUGCUAGGAGAGGAUGUUUGUGGAGGUUUCUGGUAAUGUUGCAGGGAGCAUAGUAAUGCAGAGGUUUUCUGUAGUCUGCCAUUGUCUUUGCUCUGUUUAAAAGUCUUUCUGUUUUUUUGUUUUGUUUUCUUUAAAUUCUGUGGAGAUAUUAAUAGUUCAGUACUUCCGUGUAAUUUCUACUUAAUACACACCUACUCAUCCUGUAGGUAACUAUUUACUUUCUUAUACUUUUUGCAUACAACAAAAAGGAACCAAUUGACCUUCUCAGAAGCUACUCUAGAGAACAUGUUUAGAUAAGACAAAGUGAAAAUCCUAACUUGAAAACUUGGGAUCAAAGCAUAAAAGAUGGAUACGAGGCUGUAGCUUUAUAUUCUUGUGCAUUAUGUCUUUCAAUAGGAGAAACAAGCAUGUUAUGGGUAGAAUCUGGCCCCUUUAGUGUUAGUGGGAGUUCUCACAUUGGUGACUUCAGGCAUCCAUAGGUAGUUGGGCUAAAUCCUACCAUUGCACUCCCAGGUCCGCAAGACAUGCAGAAAUAAAGCUGCUGUCAGUAGCAGCCAGUUUAGGAACCCAGCCGCUGCAGGUGGAGGCUGCACAUGUUGUGCAGGCACCAGUGAGCCUGGGGAAGCAAAAUGUUUAGGAGCUGCUGUUCCUUUCUGCAGGCAUAAGGUGCAGGCUGGUACAGGCACUCAGCUACCCCAGCCCUUGAUGGGAAUAAGUGCACGUACUGGCCGCAGGAAGGGGUCACCUUUUUGCCCCUCCAGGCUGGCAUGUGCUGCUUGGCACAAACAACAAGAGACUUCGUGGAGGGAGGGCCUUUCUCCUCACCGUCUCUGGGAAGAACAGAUUCCUUACAAGCAAGGAGGCUUUCCCUGUGGAGCAGCUUGUAAGAUCAGAGCGUGCAUUCUAAUCUAUAAUUGCAAAUCCUGUUAUCUUUGAACAUAAUUGAAUUUGCUGGAGAAAUAGGAUGUUAUUUGUAAAUAUUUAUGUGCACAUGCAAAUGACACCUUACAGUUUUUAUAUAUUUCACAUGUUUUUGUAUCAGAAUUUUCACUAUAGCUCCACUUAAAAAAAAAAAAAAGUGUGAGUUUAUCACUAAUGGUAGUGCUCUUCAGCAGAGUUUUUACUUGGUUCAGGGGACUAUUUUUCCUUCUCAACAAUUGCAUUUGUUAUUCCAUCGAAUUUGAAAAGAAGGGAAGAAGGGGAGAAAAACGUGUGUUACUUCUAAUGCAUUUUCAGUCACCUUAUAUGCAAGUUUGCAUCCACCUAACAAGUUCAUUGAAAUUGGACUGUUUGGUAAUGGCUUCUGAAUGACAGCCCUUGAAGGUUUGAAUGCUUUUGACUUUUUGCAUUCUCAGUUCAGAGAGCCAUUGAUUUGUGUUAAUCAGAAUUGGCAAUUGUUUUAAAUCAUGGUACCUUCUUGAUCCACCUUAAAGCUAAAUUUCAGAAGGUAGAACCUCAUUUUAAGCAUGUAAAAUACUGACAUGGUUUCCCAUUCCUAGCUGAAAAUCAUGGCCUUAAAUGCUUUUCAAUGCAUAUGAUCUAGCUACCUAAACUUUAUACCUUUCUGGUUUGAUGGCUCAGUGCCCCAGUGCUCUUCUAGUUUCAUGGAUUUUGUAGUUUGAAGCCGAAGUGUCAGUGAAAUGCACACCUUAACUGACCAGCCUGUAUAACACCCAGCCAUUGCUUCUUUUUCAGGAAACCUCUGUGUAGUAUGUAUGUGCCAUCUGUCUACAGAUAUGCAUAUUUGACUAUCCCUGUUGAUUCCUUUGUGCCAAUUAAAAAUAUAUGAACAGUACAGGAAUAUGAGAAUGCAGGUACGGAUUCCAGUGUGCCAAAGAUGAUUUAAAGUGAAGUGAGUACCUAAGCAUUCCAUUAAAUACUAUGUAGCUUCAUAGAGCACGAGGUUACAGUCACUCUCUGAAUAUUUCCAUGAUAAAGUGUCACUGCUGCAUAGUAAGCAAAGAAUUGGAAAAUAAGUAUUCCUACAACUGUUUUUCUGUAGCUUUUCCUAUUUGACAGUGCCUAGCUACAACAGUAUAGGGCCUAAGAAGUUCUGCACUAGUACUUAACCAUUCAUUCUCUCACUCAGCAGAUUUGGUGUUGUUGUUUUCUCCCAUAGGCCAGUAAUUUGUGUCUUCCUUUAGCUCUGGGUAACCCCUUAAUGAAAGUCAAAACCAACCAUUUGUUGGGCCUAACAGUAUGCUGCAUUUCUCUACUGACAAGCUGUAAGCUAGGAUGUACAAAUGGGGUCUCUUAAAAGCUGGAACUGUGUAAUCAUAAUCAAGACCUUUAUCUGCUGUCUAAGGACAAAGCCCUAUAAACAUACUUGAGUGAAAUAUUAAGUAAGGCUACUGUGGUAACCUAAGGGACUAUUGGUGCAGCAGGGGUGGUUCCCGUGAAUGCUUUGGGAUUUAGGCCCUGGCAGUGUGCAGCACUAUAACCAUAAUGCACAUACUCAGCUAGCUUGUGGUUUGUAUGCAAAAAAACCUCCUUAUUCUUUUCUGAAAAAUACUAUUUUGGCUUUAUUGAAAAUGUUACAUAAAGCAAAGUGCCUGAUUGUUAAUACAGAAUUCUUUUAAAACCCAUUAUUUGUUUCUGGCAGGUAAUAUUUUCUGCUGCAUUUUAUCAAUAGUCCUAAUAUUUUUCUGCAAGACUAUUUCAUAAUAAUUCUGUAGUGAGAAGCAAUCUUUCCUAUGAAACAAACAGAAAAAGAAAUAUGUUUGGUUAGAUUAUAUGAAAUUGAAGAAACAUAUCUUAGUGGAAACUGUGAUAAGCAUUAGUUAUAUUGAGAUGCAACCAUUUUUCUUCAUAAGGUAACCAUGAAUUAUGGAUCUUGAUCUUUUCUCUCUGGACUUUAAAAAUUUGACUCUACUUUCCUCUUCUGCAGUCAGCAGAGGCAGUUCCAGUGUAUCUGUACUAGAAAAAAAGAUUGAUUGCAUUCCUUAUAGUUGUAUGCAAUAAUCAAACUUUAUCUCUGAAAAGACCAAAGGCAGUUAAGACUCUGUUCCUCCCUGUAGCACUGCAGAGGUGCUUAGGCAUUACAGAGCUGCUUAAAUCAGGAAGUUGGUCUAACUUUUUCACAUAACUUUAGUUGAAGGCAUCAGUUUAAAUCUAUCAAAAUAUGUGGUUAUCAGGCAGGGUACUCCCCACGUAAUUAGACCUUUUU
Messenger RNA from Nothoprocta perdicaria, 5096 nucleotides. It is a transcript of the gene PCGF5, whose product is annotated as polycomb group ring finger 5. Gene Ontology annotation, cellular component: PRC1 complex. NCBI's taxonomy places the organism in Eukaryota, Metazoa, Chordata, Aves, Tinamiformes, Tinamidae. The record is from RefSeq and is a predicted model, not a curated record. The annotation marks the transcript as partial. Gene Ontology annotation, biological process: regulation of transcription by RNA polymerase II. The transcript has 9 exons.